Messenger RNA from Drosophila miranda, 850 nucleotides. RefSeq names its product translation initiation factor IF-2. Gene Ontology annotation, molecular function: chitin binding. Gene Ontology annotation, cellular component: extracellular region. The record is from RefSeq and is a predicted model, not a curated record. The coding region runs from base 74 to 733 and encodes 219 amino acids. NCBI's taxonomy places the organism in Eukaryota, Metazoa, Arthropoda, Insecta, Diptera, Drosophilidae. The transcript is spliced from 2 exons.
CCAGUACCAGAGCUCCCCUCAUCAUUCACGGAUAACCAACCACGGACCACUUACCACAACAGCCAGCCACAACAUGAAAGUAUUUGCCCUCGCUCUGCUCUGCCUGGCAGCCGUUGCCCAGGCCCAUAUCAGCUACAAGCUGCAGUGCGCCCGCGGCGAGAUCGGCAUCCGCUGGCCUAGCUACCACAGCAACUCCGAGUACUAUGUGUGCCAGGGCAUCUACGGCAGCCAGCUGACCAUCCACUGCCCGGCCGGCGAGGUCUUCAGCUUCGUGCUGCAGCAGUGCGCCUCUCCCUCCCAGUAUGUCCCAGCCCCGCCAAUCAAUAUCCUGCCCACUGCUGCCCCCAUCACAAUGACCGUCGUGGAGGAUGCUCCUCCAGUGAUCGGUGCCGGUAUCGCCACUUCCGCUCACAGCCAACUCGAGCAGCAUGAGACCGCCGAGCACCACGAGCUCCACGAGCUCCACGAGCACCACGAGCACGAGCACCAGACCGAGCAGGAGGUUGUGGCUCACCCAAUUCCCCCGACCCCAGCCCCAGAGCCACCAGUUGUGGAGUCGGCCGUCAAGCCAGCUUCCGCUCCUAUCCCCAACAAAGGAGUUAAGAAGCCGGCCGUCCCAGUGCCCGCCAAGAAGGCCACUUCCGCCAAGAAGCCAGUGGCUCCCAUCCCAUCCAAGACCGCCAAGAAGCCCACACCACCCAGCAAGGCCCAGAAGAAGCCAGCCACGGCCUAAGGGUCCCAUCCGGAUCGCCAGUUCAAUGUCCAUCGUUAAAGCAAGCGGAGUUCCAUUCACAACUCAAAAUAGCAAUAUAAACUAACUAAAUAUCUAUCCACCUGCAACCGGCAAAAA